Molecule: messenger RNA, 442 nt
Organism: Chaetomium fimeti
Lineage: Eukaryota; Fungi; Ascomycota; Sordariomycetes; Sordariales; Chaetomiaceae
Exons: 1
Coding region: 174-404 (76 amino acids)
Source: RefSeq, a predicted model, not a curated record
GGCACAAUCCACACCGCGCGUCAGCAUCCUCAACCAGCAUCAUGUUCGCACCUCUCUCGCCCAACCUCCCGCUGCGAAACGUGUCUCCAAGAAGAUCACAGCCACCUACCAGGACCGGCAGGAACAAAAGGCCGACGUUCGUGCAGUGGCACGGUCUCUAAUCGAUAACCUCGAUGUUUUGGUGGGUAAGCCGGCUAAGAACCCCCGUCAAACCAGUACUCCGAACCGAACAGCAUAGUCUCCGGGACCAGCAGACCAAUUUCAUGAUUCAGCCCGACAACCUCAUCCAUGACAUUGACGACAACGUGACAGAAGCAACUUUCAAGGACGCAGUUGAGCAAUUGUCAAAGGACCCUGAAGGUGCCGUUCGAGACGUCCUGGUCGAAAUAGAGCAGGCGAACUAAUUACAAAAGUACUCACUACGACGAGUAUGAUGCCACCG